Molecule: messenger RNA, 4130 nt
Organism: Amphibalanus amphitrite
Lineage: Eukaryota; Metazoa; Arthropoda; Thecostraca; Balanomorpha; Balanidae
Exons: 16
Coding region: 231-3098 (955 amino acids)
Biological process (GO): plasma membrane organization; positive regulation of actin filament polymerization; actin crosslink formation
Cellular component (GO): nucleoplasm; cytosol
Molecular function (GO): protein binding
Source: RefSeq, a predicted model, not a curated record
AGGCCUCGGGUCUCUCCGACGGAUGGCGAGGCUCGUCAGUCGAGUGCGGAGCUCGAGCGCUGGAAGUUAUCCCACGCGCUCCUGUGAGCUUGUGAAGGCGUGAUUGUUGUGUAAAAUGACCGACACCUGACUCAGUGGCUCUGUUAGGAGCGUAUGGUGGGUGGUAGGCUGUGUAGGUGAGAAGGAAUUGUGAGCAAAGGAGCCGGACAGCCGGUGGUAUACCCGACAUCAUGACGACCAACAAGUUGGAUACAGACGAGGUGGCCAAAUUGGUGGACACCACUUAUAAGAAUAUCUUGGACAAGUUUAACCCGAGUGCCAGGCAGCUAAUCGCUGCGGGAAAGGCGUAUCUCAAAGCUCUGCAUGGCGCCUCGGCGGCCUCCAAGGCUUACCUGGAGGCUCUGAGCCGGCUGGGCAGCUGCGCUACGGAGUCGGCAUCACACGGCGCUUCAGAUAUCGGUGAAACGCUGAACGACAUCGUCCAAACCUACUCAGAAAUAAGAAACCAUGAACUGACACUGUUGAAGGCAUUCUACGUAGACCUGGUUGCGCCGAUGGAGACCAACAUAGAGAAGGACUGGAGAGUGGUUCAGGCGGAACACAAACGGUUUACGGCUCACUGGCGGACUCUGCAGGACAGCUUCGGUCGAGCUCAGGUUGGUGUGAAGAAGAGCCAGAAGAAGUUGAAGAACAGCAAGAGCAGCACAAUGCUGGACAAAGAAAUCAAACAGAUCCAGAGGUUCGACGAGGAAAAGAUCAAGUGCGAAAUGUUCCUCGAGAAGAGCCUCAAAGAUGUCAUGACCCAGGAAAGGCGGCGCUACGGGUUCGUACUGGAGCGGCAAUGUUCGCUGGCCAAGCACUUCCACGCCCUGCACAGAACGGGAGAGAGCUGUUUGGGUCCGAAAUUGGAGCAAUGGAAUCAGGUGGCCCAAACUAGGGAGAAGCUACGCUCCGAUAUGGACAACUACUUUGGAGGAGAGUCUUCCCAGUUUGAGUCAGCCUCCUCCAAGGACUGCAGCGCCAUGCUGAAGCGGAACCGCUCAGUGGACAGCAGCGUACUGACCUCACCCGACCAGUGCCGGCUGAUGAGGACCCGCUCCAACUACGAGUUACACUCGUCCACCAGCUCCUUACAUAUGAUGUCCGACCCUGUCGAACCGGAGGUACCCUCCGCCGGUCCCGUCCGACCCGCCUGGGACACUGACUCCAGCGACUCAGCAUCAGCCGGCUCCCACAGCGCCGAUAGACCGCUGGUCAGGGCGAUCUACGCCUACCUGAGCAGCGGCGAGCAUCAGCUCAGCUUCCAUCAGGGGGAUGUCAUCGCCUGUAUUGGGGAGCGGAACAAGGGCUGGCAGUUUGGCGAGAACGUACGGACCCGCCGGUGCGGCUGGUUCCCCGCUGCCUACACCGAGCCCGUGACCGACUCAGCCAGCUCACAGGGCUCAGAGUCCAGCGCCGAGGCGUCAGCCUCAGGCAGUCGGCCGCGUUCACUCACCGUCCGGCCGGAAGAGGCGCCACUGUCGCUCUCCACCUUCCGUCCGUCGCCGCCAGGGGCGCUACCUACGCCCAGCCGACGGCCUACCAGCGUGCAUGCCGAGCUGACCAGCCGACUGGCGGCAAGAAAGCUCAAACCUGCUGGUACAUCUGGACAGCUGCCUCCACCGCCACCGCCGCCGCCGCUGCCUCCAGAAAUGAAGCGCUCUCAGACUACACCGGUACUAAACGGACCAGCUGACACCAGCCUGCAUAGCUCCAAUGACUCAGGUUUUGGAGCGGACCAGCACCCUCCUGCGCCGGAACAGUUCUCCUCAGACCCGCGGUCGACCGCUGGAGGAGGUCUGCCUCAGACCCGCCAGGGCUGGCUUAUCUUCAGCCAAGGCGACGACACGGAGCUUCUUCGGCCCUACCUGGGGCCAUCCGGCAACAAGGGCGUCCAGUUUACGGAGGAGCCUUCUAGCGGAGGAGGCAGCCGCAGCGCGUCCCUACUCGACCACUUCGUCACCAUCGACCGCAAGGCUCGCCGGCGAGCGAGUCGAGCCCGGCUCGGCCGCAAGGCCUCUCUGCUGCGGGCGUUUCGUCCGACCCCCGACCAGCCCCUGAGUUCCGACGAGUUGUGGCGAACGCCGGAGGUGGAGCGGAGCGGGUGGUCCUCUCCGCCGGCCACCAUCCCCGAAGAGCCCUCCGAGCCGGGGCGCACCAGUCCUCGCUCACUCUCCGAGUCGGACCUGCUCGACCUGGACUCGGGAGACACGCUACUCCUGGUGCAGGACUACAGGGCGCUCACUGUGGCAGGAGUGGAGAGGAGAGCCACCAGGGGUGGGGAGAAGGAGAGGUCCAAACCCGGUCAGGGGGCGGAGAGAGAGGGACGACGUGGUACCGCGGUGUUCGCUGAGGAGCCUGCCGUGGAACAUCUCAGUCCGGAGGAGCCGGUGUCGCUACCGGUGGAGAGAGCCCCCUCUUCACGCCGCUCCCCGGCCGGGUCGUCGAUGUUCCGGGGCAUGGCCUGCCUCAAGUCUGCCGGCCGCGCGAGACGCUCCACAUCGACAGCUCCUCUCCAGUCGAUGACGAAUGUCAUCGGAGACGAUUCCGAGCCCGUCAGCCUUCCGGUCGACAUCCACGCGUGCGCCGCGCGUCGCCGCCGCGCCGUGGACGUCGCCCGUCGCCGCACAGUGGGAGCUCUCGUCAGUGAGAGACCCUCCGCCCUGGCGGUCAGCACCGCUCGAAAACACGACACCGUGUCCAUUUUCCAAACGGAUGCCGAGUACGAGGAGCUUCGCUAUGACGCCGCUCCGGCUCCGGCUCCGGCUCCGGUGUCGUCCGGAGCCGGACGCCGGAGAUCCGGCUCCUCAGAGCUCCGGCGGCACCACAGUGUGGCAGCUCCGUCUGUGAGUGAGAAGCUGCGUCAGUUCAACAUCGACUUGUUCAACUACGGCAGCUACUUGUCGAGGAGGCUGUACCUGCCGGAGAAGGACAGUAAACUGGAGGAGACUGAGGAGGGACAGCGGUGCGGGCCCUGGUACGACCUGUGGGCUGCCGACAGUAGCUGCCGGAAACAGGCUGAACACGGCGAGGCUGCGUCGGCCGCCAUCAACCAAUGACCGAUCAGCACCGCAGAUCACGUGAUCACUCGACCGGGCAAUCGCCUGGUCACGUGUCUCAGGCCACCAGCAACAACCAAUCAGCGCUCAGCAAUCGACGAUGAGCUGAAACAUGGCGAAAAACUGCUUAGAAUUUACUUGGACGUCUGCUCGGUUGGACUUAGCAUGCAAGAAUUAUACGGCAAUGAACAGUGAAAUCGGUUACGACGGUAGCUAAAUGCAGUACACCAACCAUGAAGUAACGGUGCAGCUACAACUACUACGCUGAUUUUUCAUUGAGUUGUAAUCGGAUGAACUACGUUCGAGUCCCCAAUGUGCGGUGCCCAGUUCUUUCGUUACUUUACGAGGGACCAGGAAGGUCCCUACGAUAUGCAGUUAAUGUUGUUGCACUGUAUGUUGUACCGCGUCAGGAUGGGUUGUGUGGGAGUUGGGGCGAUCUAGUUGGGUUACCGUUGACGUUUAAGCGAAUUCUUCUAGAUGUUAUGUGACACGGAAGCAAGUUUAUAUUUGUUUUUCGGAAAAUUGCCUCGCUAUCCCGUUGUAAUUAUCUGAUACUUGUUUAGGAUUACCAUAUUCAAUGCAUUUGCAAGUUAAAUUCCGCGAAUAAUUAAGCUGCUGCAAAUCCUACUCUGAGCUAUCAUUUCCAGCUCCACUCAGUCGCCUAUCAGUCACGUGACCCUUAUGCCGGGUCGGCUAUCCUCUAUGACACGACCACGUGACCCGUUAGGCAGGGUUGGAUGCCCGCUACACAGUGAACGUAUGUAACAUGGGGAAGACCCAUGGGUCUGCUAUCCAUGGUGAGGCGUUGUGUCUCUCUUGCUGGGCGUCACGACUGGACCCAGACUGACGAAUAUGGUAAAUGUGAACGCUAACCAAAAAUUUAGAUAGAACUCGUAUCGUUAUUUUUGCAAGUAUCCGUCGAUGUAGAAAUAAAACUGUUUGUGGAAUUGAUGAGAUGUGUGAUUGAGUUAAGUGUAGACUUUUGUAAAAAAUGGGUGAGUGAAUGUGAAAUAUAUACCUAUCUUAUUUGUA